AUGGAUUGGACGCAGGCAGGAGGAGUUCGGGCAGCAACGGCAAGCAAUCCUCUGGGUCUGAGUGCAGGGAAGACAGGGGGUAGGUUACAGGUUACCAGUCCUCAGAUCUACCGGCCGCCUGCGUCGACACCAAAGACAUCCCCAUCGAAGAGGUUGAUGACCACGAGCAAAACGGCAGCACCUCAAAAACAGAUCGAGGGAGGGACUCCAAAGAAAGCAUUGCCAGCUCCAGGUCCGAAAUCGACAGGAGUAUCGCACAAAGCCACUCCUGCUAAGAAGAUUGGUACCGCUCCCAUCAAGCCUGUACAACAGUCGGCGGCGAAGACAAAUACCCACCCCAAUCCUGGAGCCAUGAGGCAGCAAAAACAGGGCAACGGUGCGAACAAAGCUGGGGGUGCAAACAAAUUUCCUACCACACCAAACCCAGGCGCCAUGCGGCGCAAGCCAGCAGAUAAUGGGGACACGAAGCAGACCGCCGCGGUUAAGAAGGUUUCGAAUAAGCCCAACACGUCUUCUGCCUCGAAGCCGACGACGACAUCGACGACAGCAAACCGACCAAAGGUGCAAGGCAAUCCCACGGCUGCCGCCAACCCGCUCGGGCUCAACUUUUGA
Molecule: messenger RNA, 612 nt
Organism: Fonsecaea nubica
Lineage: Eukaryota; Fungi; Ascomycota; Eurotiomycetes; Chaetothyriales; Herpotrichiellaceae
Exons: 1
Coding region: 1-612 (203 amino acids)
Source: RefSeq, a predicted model, not a curated record